Molecule: messenger RNA, 5298 nt
Organism: Acinonyx jubatus (cheetah)
Lineage: Eukaryota; Metazoa; Chordata; Mammalia; Carnivora; Felidae
Gene: UACA
Product: uveal autoantigen with coiled-coil domains and ankyrin repeats
Exons: 19
Coding region: 974-5185 (1403 amino acids)
Molecular function (GO): actin binding
Source: RefSeq, a predicted model, not a curated record
AAGUAUUCAUCAUGAUGCAGUCUAUUUAAUGUCUUGGCAACGCCUCUUGCUCUUCUCAUUUAACAUGUUAGGAGACAGACUGGCAGCAGUUGUAAAUUGAAACCUGGUUGUAUGCAGAGUAAGCCCGGCAGGGGUAUGAAGGAAAAUGGAGAAAAUUUGAAAGCGUCACUCUGUGUUUGUGUAUUAAAUUAAAGUGUGACACAUUUGCUUAAAAUAGAAUUUUAUAUCCUGUUUAUCAAGGCUGUUAUAACUUCACGGUAGAUCCGAAGACUGAAACUGGUUUCAAAUGUUGUCUUGUGGAAUAACCAAAUUCAUCUCUUAACAGUGUUGUCAUGAUGUCACGCGAUGUAUAAUAAGCACGUUUUACAAUGUGUUUGAGUCAUUUGUCCCCAGUAGACCUGAAAUUUAUUACUCAGAGGAGAAGCAUGCAUUUACAGUAUAUUCUUAGCUGCUCUUUUCUAUCACUCAGCUGUCAAGGCCUAUGGAAUCUAAAAUAGAACUUGACCAAUGGGAGACCGUCUACCCCUUGUUUACAGGAGGAUUCGGAGGUGGACAGUUUUAUCAUGCACUGCAGCGUCUGGGUUGCAGUGUUGAGGCAGGAUGUAGAGUGCUGUGCAGGUUUUCCAGCAGAGUCCCUGAAAGGGACAGCUUUGAAAGACAGCGUCUAAACAAUAAGAAACAGGAGGAGUUACGGUACCUGACUCCGGCCGCUCGCAAUCAAGUGCUGUUCAGCAAGGAAGAUAAUUUUCAAGCGGUAUGAAGGCGGAGAAGGAUCCCGAAGACGAAGAAAAUAUCGUUAGAGAUCCAAGCUAAGUGUAGCACAGCAUGAAGAUUGUAGAGCAGGAAGAUUUGUAAAGCGAGGGACGGAUUCACUGCUUAGGAGUUUGUCUGAGGGCGUGCUUUGUGAGCUGCAGAGAUUUGUAACCUAAGGCGAAGCCGUUUGCUGCUGGCAACAAGAAACUAAAUCCUGUCUAUGAUGAACUGUUGGUUUUCUUGUGCUCCUAAGAACAGACAUGCAGCAGAUUGGAAUAAAUAUGAUGACCGACUGAUGAAAGCUGCAGAAAGGGGAGAUGUAGAAAAAGUUUCCUCCAUCCUUGCUAAAAAGGGCAUCAAUCCAGGCAAACUAGACGUGGAGGGCAGAUCUGCGUUCCAUGUUGUGGCCUCAAAAGGGAAUCUUGAAUGUUUGAAUGCCAUCCUUAUCCAUGGAGUUGAUAUUACAGCCACUGACACUGCAGGAAGAAAUGCUCUUCACCUGGCUGCAAAGUAUGGGCAUGCAUUGUGUCUACAAAAACUUCUACAGUACAAUUGUCCCACUGAGCAUGUAGACCUGCAGGGGAGAACCUCACUUCAUGACGCAGCCAUGGCCGACUGUCCCUCUAGCAUUCAGCUGCUUUGUGACCACGGGGCCUCAGUGAAUGCCAAAGAUGUAGAUGGGCGGACACCACUGGUUCUGGCCACUCAGAUGUGUAGGCCAACAAUUUGUCAAAUGCUGAUAGAUAAAGGGGCGGAUAUUAAUUCCAGAGACAAACAAAACAGAACUGCUCUCAUGCUAGGUUGUGAGUAUGGUUGUAAAGAUGCUGUAGAAGUCUUAAUCAAAAAUGGUGCUGAUGUAAGCUUGCUGGAUGCCCUGGGCCAUGACAGCUCUUACUAUGCAAGAAUUGGUGACAAUCUGGACAUCCUAAGUUUACUGAAGACUGCAUCGGAAAAUACCAACAAAGGAAGAGAACUUUGGAAGAAAGGACCAUCUUUACAACAGCGAAAUUUGCCAUACAUGCUAGAUGAAGUAAAUAUGAAGUCAGGUCAGAGGGAGCAUCCAAACAUUCAGGAUCUGGAGAUUGAAAAUGAAGAUUUGAAAGAGAGGUUGAGAAAAAUUCAGCAAGAACAGAGGAUAUUACUGGAUAAAGUCAACGGUUUACAACUACAGCUGAAUGAGGAAGUAAUGGUUGCUGAUGAUCUGGAAAGUGAGAAAGAAAAGCUGAAGUCCCUUUUGGCAGCUAAAGAAAAGCAACAUGAAGAAAGCCUGAGAACUAUCGAGGCUCUGAAAAAUAGAUUUAAAUAUUAUGAGAGUGAUCAUUUAGGAUCAGGAAGUCAUUUCAGUAACCGAAAAGAAGAUAUGCUUCUCAAACAGGGUCAAAUGUACAUGACAGAUUCACAGUGUACGUCCCCAGGGGUGCCGGCCCACAUGCAAAGCAGGUCUAUGUUAAGACCACUGGAGCUGUCCUUACCCCAUCAAACCUCAUAUUCUGAAAAUGACAUUUUAAAGAAAGAGUUAGAAGCAAUGAGAACGUUCUGCGAGUCAGCAAAACAAGACCGACUCAAGCUCCAGAACGAGCUGGCUCACAAGGUGGCCGAAUGUAAAGCUUUAGCAUUAGAAUGUGAACGGAUCAAGGAGGACUCAGAUGAGCAGGUAAAGCAGUUAGAAGACGCAUUGAAAGAUGUGCAGAAGAGAAUGUACGAGUCAGAAGGUAAAGUAAAACAAAUGCAGACACAUUUUCUUGCCCUUAAAGAGCACCUAACGAGUGAAGCAGCUGCGGGGAAUCACAGACUAACCGAGGAACUGAAGGACCAGUUGAAAGACAUGAAAGCAAAGUACGAGGGCGCGUCAGCAGAAGUGGGGAAGUUACGAAACCAGAUCGGACAGAGCGAGAUGCUAGUAGAAGAGUUGAAGCGGGAUGCAGGCAAGCUGGUGGAAGAGAACAAGCGACUGCAGAGGGACUUCAGUAUGUGUGAGACGGAGCGAGACAAGAAAGGCAGGAGGGUCACGGAGGCGGAAGGCCAGGUCAAAGAACUGUUGGCCAAGUUGGCCCUUUCCGUUCCGACGGAAAACUUCGAGAGCAUGAAGAGCUUGUUGUCAAGUGAAGUCACUGAGAAGGCCAAGAGAAUAGGAGAGAUGGAAAGGGAGCAUGAAAAGUCACUUAGCGAAAUCAGACAGUUGAAGAGAGAAGUUGAGAAUUGUAAGGCCAAGCUUGCUCAGCACGUCAGACCGGAGGAGCACGAGCAGCUCAAGAGCAGGCUGGAGCAGAGGGCGGGAGAACUUACGAAGAAGAUCACCGAACUCACGUCGAAAAAUCAGACGUUACAAAAGGACGUCGACAGGGUGUAUCUGGAUAACAAGCUCCUCAGCCAGCAAGUCCGUAACUUAACAAGUGAAAUGAAGAGUCAUUACGUUCCUUUACAAGUGAGCGAAGAAAUGAAAAAGUCGCAUGACGUCAUGGUCGGUGAGCUGAAUCAACAGCUUGUAGAUGUCACGCGGAAGUACACGGAGCAGAAGAUGGCCAUGGAGAAGCUGCUGGUGGAGAAUGGCCGUUUGAGUGAGAACGUCAGCCACCUCGAGACCGCGUUCGUGCCUCCUGAGAAACACGAGAAGGAGGUCACGGCUUUGAACUCCAGCCUUGCUGACCUCAGGCAACAGCUCUCUGAGCUUCACAAAAAACGUGCCGGAGACCAAGAGAAAAUACAUGCACUCCUGUCCGAAAACACCGCGUUGAAAAAGAGCCUGAGUACUCAGUACGUGCCAGCUCCAGCCCACGAGGAGAUUAAAGCCGCACUGAGUGGCACCCUAGAUAAGACGAACAGAGAAUUACUAGAUGCGAAGAAAAACAUCGAGGAUCUCAGUCGGGAACUUGUAAAAACAAAAGAGGAGAAUGAGCUACUCAAAAGAAACCUGGAGGACACUCAGAACCAAAUGAAGGCCGAGUACAUCAGCCUCCGAGAGCACGAGGAGAAGAUGGGUGCCGUGAGUCAGAGCAUGAAGAGGGUACAGGAUGACAGUGCGGAAAUCCUGGCCAACUACAAGAAGGGCCAAGAGGAGAUCGUGACGCUGCACGCAGAGAUCGAAGCCCAGAAGAAGGAGCUCGACACGAUUCAAGAAUGCAUCAAGCUCAAAUAUGCUCCAAUCGUCAGCUUCGAAGAGUGUGAAAGAAAAUUUAAAGCGACAGAGAAAGAACUAAAAGAACAGUUAUCCGAGCAGACACAAAAAUAUCACGUCAGGGAAGAAGAGGCCAAGAAGUGCAAGCAAGAGAAUGACAAGUUGAAGAAGGAGAUUUUCACUCUCCAGAAGGAUUUGCAAGAUAAGAAUGUUCUCCUUGAGAGUGCUCAUGAAAUGGAAAGAGCGCUAAGCAGAAAAGCAGAAGAGCUAAACAAACAGUUCAAAGACCUGCUGCAAAAAUACACGGAGGUAAAGACCGAGAAAGAGAAGCUGGUCGACGAAAAUGCCAGACAGGCUUCGGAGAUUCUCGCAGCCCAGACCCUUCUGCAGAAGCAGCAUGUUCCGUUGGAACAGGUUGAGGCCCUCAAAAAGUCUCUGAACGGCACAAUCGAGAGUCUCAAGGAAGAACUGAAGAAGAAGCAAAGAUGUUACGAGAAAGAGCAGCAGACAGUGGCCACCCUGCAUCAGAUGUUGGAGAACCAGAAGAACUCGUCGGUGCCCCUGGCAGAGCAUUUGCAGGUUAAGGAGGCAUUUGAGAAGGAAGUGGGGAUCAUCAAGGCUAGCUUGAGGGAGAAGGAAGAAGAAAACCAAACCAAAACCCAAGAGGUCUCCAAACUCCAAUCCGAGGUGCAGAACACUAAACGAGCAUUAAAAAAAUUAGAGACGAGAGAGGUGGUUGAUUUGUCUAAAUAUAAAGCAACAAAAAGUGAUUUGGAGACCCAGAUUUCCAACUUGAAUGAAAAAUUGGCCAAUCUGAAUAGAAAGUACGAAGAAGCCUGUGAGGAGGUUUUGCACGCCCAAAGGAAGCAGCUGUCUGCAAAGGAUGAGAAGGAAUUGCUCCAUUUCAGCAUUGAGCAAGAAAUCAAGGACCAGCAGGAACGGUGUGAUAAGUCCUUAACAACCAUCACAGAGUUACAGAAAAGAAUACAGGAAUCUGCCAAACAAAUUGAAGCGAAAGAUAAUAAGAUAACCGAACUGCUUAAUGACGUGGAAAGACUGAAGCAGGCGCUCAGUGGCCUUUCACAGCUCACCUACCCGAGUGGGAGCCCCGGCAGGAGACAGAGCCAGCUGAUUGACAGCCUACAGAGCCAAGUAAAGGCCCUGCAGCAGCAGCUGGCUGAUGCCGACAGACAGCACCAAGAGGUAAUUGCAAUUUAUCGGACACAUCUCCUUAGUGCUGCGCAGGGUCACAUGGACGAAGAUGUGCAGGCGGCCUUACUCCAAAUCAUACAAAUGCGGCAGGGGCUUGUGUGCUAACUAAGCAGCCUGUGCUUCAUCUGCUGGUGCCGAGCCUUCCGUGUGCAAACCCACAGCCUUUCUGGGCCCUUUUGUGCUAGUAUCAUUGAAAUAAAAUAUAUUUUGUUUCAUCA